AUGAUAUGGGGGGAAGCUACAUCCCUUUCUUUAAGGGUGUCAUUCUUGUCCUUGGGACAUUUGAUCCUCCACUGUGUUGUGGCAGAUGGGAAUUCAACCAGAAGUCCUGAAAAUGAUGGCCUUCUCUGUGGAGAUCCCAGAGAAAACUGCGCAGCUACUACUACACAAUCAAAGCGGAAAGGCCACUUCUCGCGGUGCCCCAAGCAAUAUAAGCAUUACUGCAUCAAAGGGAGAUGUCGCUUCGUGGUGGCCGAGCAGACGCCCUCCUGCGUCUGUGAUGAAGGCUACACUGGGGCACGAUGUGAGAGAGUUGACUUGUUUUACCUGAGAGGAGACAGAGGGCAGAUUUUGGUGAUUUGUUUGAUAGCGAUUAUGGUCAUUUUCAUCAUUUUGGUGGUCAGUAUCUGCACAUGCUGUCAUCCUCUUCGGAAACGUCGUAAAAGAAAGAAGAAAGAGGAAGAAAUGGAAACUCUGGGCAAAGAUAUAACUCCAAUCAAUGAAGAUAUUCAAGAGACUAGUAUUGCUUAA
This is a messenger RNA of Diceros bicornis minor, 528 nucleotides long. RefSeq names its product betacellulin (gene BTC). The transcript has 5 exons. The record is from RefSeq and is a predicted model, not a curated record. Gene Ontology annotation, biological process: positive regulation of cell population proliferation; epidermal growth factor receptor signaling pathway; positive regulation of mitotic nuclear division. The coding region runs from base 1 to 528 and encodes 175 amino acids. NCBI's taxonomy places the organism in Eukaryota, Metazoa, Chordata, Mammalia, Perissodactyla, Rhinocerotidae.